Molecule: messenger RNA, 1316 nt
Organism: Aspergillus heteromorphus CBS 117.55
Lineage: Eukaryota; Fungi; Ascomycota; Eurotiomycetes; Eurotiales; Aspergillaceae
Exons: 2
Coding region: 110-1183 (357 amino acids)
Source: RefSeq, a predicted model, not a curated record
AGAGAAGGGUACUGGGAGAAGACUUGCCUGUUCCCUCUUCCAUUGCCGCAUUGCUCUUUGCGGCGACUUCACCUUAGCCAACAUUCCAGUUCUAUCCGUCCUCUUCGGCAUGGCCCGAUUCGGUCGGGUCAAAAAAUCCCCUAAAGCAGGAACGAAAAAUGCUGACCCGGAGUUGCUUGUGCUACCUACGUCAGAUCCUCGCCGUGCCCCUCGUGUGAGCCUACCCCAUGUGGAAACCCAAUUGAACAUGCACCAGUACAACGGCCUGUUUGAGAUUGGCUCCUCGGAGCAGCAGAAGACUCCCGCGGCCGUCGAGUCGUCGACCGAAUCCGUUAUUACCCCGGCCUCGAAUGGUACGAACCGCACCGGCAGCUCCAACGGCACGCACACCUCUACCGCGAACGAUGCCGCGACCUCCGAGUGGUCUUCGGCGGUCGGCCACGCAGCUACGGGAAAGUCCGGCCGGGUGAUACACAAUCUGCAGGAGGAAGUUGCGCGUCUGACUCGAGAGAUGACCCUCUAUCGUUCGCGAGCAGAAGAGACCCAGCGCAUGAACGAUGCUUUCAAGACCCAGGUUCAGAACAUGACCGAGCGGCUCCGGAACCUCGAGCAGGCCAAUGAGACAAACCUCCACUCCAUCUCCCGCAAAGACAAGAAGAUCGAUGAGCUCCGCGCCGAGAUGCAGGGCGAAAAGGACCGACGAACUCAGGCAGAGGGCGAGUCACGCAAGUUCAACCAGUUGAUGGACGCAGCCCGGGAUGACUUCCAUCGGAGAUGCGCCGAGAUGCAGGAAACCUCCAGCCAUUCGCAAGCUCAGUAUGACGUGCUCGCAAAGACCAGGCAGCGAGAGCAGGUGGAGCAUCUGAAGAAGCUGAAGCUGCUGCGGGAUGAUUACAUCAGUCUCAAGAAGCACAGUGAUGCGAGCGUACACCAGCUGGAACGCCUGGAUGCCAUGAUGGCCGAUAAGGACCGUGAAAUCGAGCAGACCAGAGCGCGAUUCGACAAUCUCUUCGCCAACUACGAGGCCUACAAGCAAGCGCAGGACGAAGAAGUGGGGCGGCUGAUCGAGAAUGGCCGUCAGGGCGAGGCCAGGCUCGAUGCGGCUCUCGCUUCAUUGAAGGAGACUGAGGGGCGAAUGAAAUGGGUCCUUCAGGUCAAGAACGAGAUCAAGGAUGCCCAAUAAAUGGGUCCAUCCCGGCCGUCACGCGUGGAGUGACGGCGGGCGCCAAAGGCGCCCUGUACUGGCUACAUGGCUUCGGCCUCCUCUUCGCCUCUCUCUCUACCUUGGGUUGGGGGAGAGGAGGCUCAUAUUCUAU